UAAUUUGAUACAAAAUAUGUUUCUUUCCAUCGAAGCAGACAAGACAGCCAAACUCAUCAACAUGCACAAACAAGACCCAUCAUCAUCAUCAUCAUCAGCAGCAGAACAAGUUGCAGCAAACGACGAUCUCUUAAUCGAAAUUUUAACCCGUCUACCUCUGACAUCAUUACCAAAAUUCAAGUCCGUAUCCAAACACUGGCUCUCUCUCAUCACCAGCCCCUACUUCGCUCGCAUUCGUAAUCUCAACCCGAAUAUUAUCUCUGGCUUGUUAUUACACUCAUCGACACACAAACUCGUCCCCGACCUCGAUUUCAUUCCUCUUGAAACUAUCGAAAACCCAACUCUCUUUCCAAGUCUAUCAGCCAUUCGCAUUAUAAAUUCUUGCAAAGGGUUGAUAUGUUGCAAGAAUGAGCAAAAGUAUCAUAUUCUCAACCCUACAACCAAACAAUUCACUUCGCUUCCUGAACCCUGUGCUGCGCUUGGAAACUUGAGUCUAGCGUUUGAUCCUUCAAGAUCGCCUCAUUACAAAGUUGUUCAUGUUUGGUGUACUAACUAUGAUUCGUUUAGUGAGUCAUACACUGACCAGAGUUACUUUCAAAUUGAGAUAUAUUCAUCGGAGACUGGUUCGUGGAAAGCUUCUGGUGAACCUUUCGUUGCAGAUAUGUUUAUGUAUGUUCAUGGCGGGGUCUAUUGGAAUGGCGCGAUUAACUGGUUUUGUAACUGGGGGGAUUCGUUGUAUUUCAAUGUCGAUGAGGAACGCCUUGGAGUUUUGCCAAUGAUUGGAGGUCCGGAGCGCAAUGAUGUGGAUGAGAGGGAUAAUUGGCGUUUAGUGGAGUGUCGCGGACAUUUGCAUCUUGUUCAAGUUUAUGGUCUGAUGACUCGGUUCAAUGUUUAUGAGAUGGAGAAAGAUUACUCGGGGUGGUCUGUGAAAUACCGUGUUGAUCUUGAUUUGAUAGGUAUUGCAUUUCCUAGGAUGAUGAAGAGGCUGCCAACGGAUCCGAGUCAUUAUGCAUAUGCUGUGCUUACACUUGUGAGGGAAGAAAAAGAAGAGGACUCAUUUCUAGUGAUUCAUGUACCCGGUAAAGUCAUAGGAUACAAUCUUGUUGAUAAGAGUUUCAAGAAGAUAUGUGAUGUUGAUAAUGAGGGCGUGACCGAGGAUUCUUUGAUAUACUUCUGGUGUGAUGCUUUUCAAUACAUUGAGUCACUCUCUUGUGUUCGAUAAUAGUUGUUGCUUAAAUGCAUUUCAUUCACUUGUGUUCUUCUCGUAGUUA
Camellia sinensis is the source of this 1271-nucleotide messenger RNA. Lineage: Eukaryota; Viridiplantae; Streptophyta; Magnoliopsida; Ericales; Theaceae. The record is from RefSeq and is a predicted model, not a curated record.